Molecule: messenger RNA, 1032 nt
Organism: Penicillium roqueforti
Lineage: Eukaryota; Fungi; Ascomycota; Eurotiomycetes; Eurotiales; Aspergillaceae
Product: ketopantoate reductase family protein
Exons: 2
Coding region: 1-1032 (343 amino acids)
Biological process (GO): pantothenate biosynthetic process
Cellular component (GO): cytoplasm
Molecular function (GO): 2-dehydropantoate 2-reductase activity
Source: RefSeq, a predicted model, not a curated record
AUGUCCGAUACUACCACGGCAAAGCGCCGAGUGUUGGUGAUUGGAUCAGGUGGUGUGGGGACGAUGGUCAGCGUCGCCCUCGAAAGAUCCGGUCAGGCAUCUGUCACGUCUGUUCUUCGUUCCAACUAUGAACAAGUCGUCAAGCAUGGAUUCGAAAUCGAGUCUAUCGACCACGGAAAACUAUCAGCCUGGAGACCAAGCGCAAUCGUCAACGCGGUUCCCUUGGGUGAUCCCAACGCCCCAUUCGACUAUGUGAUCGUCACGAUGAAGAACAUCCCCGAAGUGAACAACACCCCCAAGAUCAUAGCUCCAGCCAUAACUCCAGGUCAUACAACGAUCGUCCUAUUCCAAAACGGUCUGUAUAUCGAACCACCGAUCAUCGCAGCAUUCCCCGAGAACGUGGUGUUGUCAGCGCCGAGUUUCAUCGGCGCACAUGAACACAACGGGCAUGUGGUACACGACGACCACGACAAAUUCCACAUUGGCGCAUUCCGCAACCCAUCCGUGGACGCGGCGUUUGAGCGCGCCAAGCUCGAAGAGUUUGCGACGAUUUAUAACAGCAGCAAAGUCGUCGAUGCGAAUGUUGUCGAUGACAUCGUCUUCUAUCGCUGGCGCAAGGUGCUUUGGAAUGGGAUUUUCAAUCCCAUGUGCGCUCUCACUCAGCUUGACAGUGCUGCAGUCCGGCUAUUCGGCGGCGAGUAUAGUUUGAUAAGACCCGGUAUGGCGGAGAUGGCGGCCAUUGCGAAGGCGGAUGGGUAUGACCUUGGCCCGGGGAUUGUGGAUGAGAUGGUUGAUGCUACUCCUCUCGAGUUGUGUUUCCGGCCUAGUAUGCUAGUGGACGUGGAUAAGGGAAAUCCCAUGGAGGUGGAGGUCAUUCUGGGGAAUGCUUUGCGUGUGGCGAGGGAGAAGGGUGUUCACACGCCGAUCUUGGAUAACACGUAUCGGUUCCUGAAGCUCACCCAGGCCCGGCUGUUGGCUGCCAGGGGAUUGAUUGUCGUACCGAAGGAACUGCCGAAAGUAGACCUGAUAUAG